Molecule: messenger RNA, 1770 nt
Organism: Aspergillus wentii DTO 134E9
Lineage: Eukaryota; Fungi; Ascomycota; Eurotiomycetes; Eurotiales; Aspergillaceae
Product: putative nuclear pore protein (SEH1)
Exons: 3
Coding region: 143-1270 (375 amino acids)
Biological process (GO): positive regulation of TORC1 signaling; cellular response to amino acid starvation
Cellular component (GO): Seh1-associated complex; nuclear pore outer ring
Molecular function (GO): structural molecule activity; protein binding
Source: RefSeq, a predicted model, not a curated record
UCACCACUGAACUACGGCUACUCUAGAGCCUCUCGCCCAGCUGUUCAUCCCUGCUUCCCUGCUGUCUGUAUUCACUCAGUCAGAAGGAUUGACCGAGGUUGAACUUGGCUUUGUUGAAAACGAGCUACCGGAUCGGCCCGAUAUGUCGUCUGGAUUCGCCGACUUCGACGCGGGCCAUCGUGACCUAGUUACCGUCACCAAGUUCAAUUUCUACGGCAAUCGCAUCGUCACAGCCUCGUCUGAUCAUCGGAUCAAGGUCUGGGACCAAAAAGAUGGCGAAUGGCAGUUGACAGACACCUGGCGUGCUCACGACGCUGAAAUCCGCGAUGCUACUUGGAAUGGCCCGUUUUCAGGUCAGCAUAUUGGCAGUGUGGGAGAAGACAUGAAAUGUAAGAUAUGGCAAGAAGAUGUCACGCAGCCGCCCAAUUCGGGCCGACGGUUCAGGCCUAUUUUUCGCAUGACGGCUCCCCAUCGCCAUCCGUUUGUUUCUCUGGACUUCCGUAAUAUCGACCUGGAGUCAUGGCUUGCUGUCAUCACUCGCGAUGGCUAUCUUAUGGUCAUGGAGCCUGUGACCCCGGACACGCUCGCUGACUGGCAGCCUCUCGAUCAAUUCCGGGUCUGCGCCGUGCCACAGCGAGGCGAGGAGACCAGUUUCAAAGUCCAAUUUCACCAUGAUCCGUCGGAUAGAACGCAUUCGGUUCUACCCAACUCGGAUCGUAAGAGCCUCUCCCUCGUGGUGGCCGCCAUGGAUACAGUCAAGGUGUAUCGCACAGACUCCAAUCGCCGGUUCUAUCACGCCAUUGAAUUGAGCGGACACGGCGGUCUUGUGCGAGAUAUCUCCUGGGCCAAUGGCUCAGUUCGAGGAUACGACCUUAUCGCUAGUGCUUGCAAGGAUGGCUUUGUUCGUGUUUACGAAGUUUAUACCUCAAUAUCCAGCAAUGGCACUCAGAAGUCGAAUGGCCGUCAUGGUGCACUCACCCAGUCGCCAUCGAUGCGCGCAACAACACAAUCCGGCAUUGGCUCUGCUCUUGCAAAUCGCCCCCCUGCAUCCAUGUCUAACCGCCCAGCGACCGGUGACUCGCAAUUCGAGCAUUCCUACAGAGAAGUCGCAUGUAUUGAUAGCAAGCAUCUCGACGUGUGGCAAGUCGAGUUUUCGUAUGCUGGUGACUGUCUCAUCUCGUCUGGUGAUGACGGAACUGUUCGAUUUUGGAAAAAGUCCUUGUUAGGUGAAUGGCUAGAGUAUGCCGAAACCAACAUGGCAUAUCAGUAGCUUGCUUUUCUUCUCGAAACUAUGUUUCCAUGCCUGCUGUGUUUAAUUUCUGCGUGUUGAAGAGGAUGGGAUGGGAUGCUCUUUCUCUUUGCUGCGGCCUUCUCGACUACUUCCUUUUCUGUGAUUACCCCUUUUGCCUCAUGUCUGCAUUUGAUAAACUGUGAUACCCAUUCAAUCAUGGCAUGUCUCCAUGUCUGAUUCUAUUUAAUUAUUCUUCGCCUCUGCAUUCUUGGAACUCAGAUAACUGAGCUUAUAUGGUCAAAUGUCUAUAGACAUGGGAUUUUCGCCGACCAAGAGAACUUAAUUCAUGCUCUUCGUGGUUUCCCAACGAUCUCACACAGGAUCAAUGUCUAGCAGGGCGGUUGCGACCGGAACCUACCCUGCUGGUAGUCUAUUCGAGUGUAUCUACGUGUAGCUGGCUCUUCCGUUCGUUCGCUACCUAUCCACGCUACCUAUUCGUUCUUCUAAUGAAUCCAUAACCCUAUCAAGGGUCAUUAUUC